CAAUCUCACCCAAAAGGGUGUACUACUCUCGAAUCUCUGGCCCAUUGAUGCUUCAAUUGACUUUAAAGUUUUGUUUUUUAAUUUGUUUGACUGCUUCCUUGUGAAAUCUUGUCUUGUAAUGUACUAAUUACCCUUUUCCUUUUCUCAUUAAUUGAAUAUGGAAUUUUUAUAGCAGUAAAAAAAAGCUAGAUCUGAAAAUGGGGUUUUUCCAUUUUAUUCAAGUUGUGGUUGGUCAAACCACCUUCAGGAAGAAGAUGUCUCAGCUUCUCUAAUUUGAAGUUUGAACACUUCUUUUUUUUUUUUCCUCAUCUAUUCUGAAGUUGUAGAUUGUUUCUUCUUUUACCCAGAUCGGAUUUUGAGAUUGAUUGAGUAUCUCAACUGUUAAUUGAAGCAACUCUGUUGGUUUUUGUGUUUAUUUUUGGAGCUAUUGAGUUUUCAUCAAUGGUGGCUAGUUUCGAGAUUAACUGAGUUGAGGCAUUACGAAUUUGGUAGAGGGAUUUCUUCAUCUGUUUGAUUUUCAAGCCAAUAAGGGUUUUUUUUUCCUUUCUUUCUAGGAACUGGAUGCUGAAAUCUCUUUGAUUUGAAUAGUUCAGGAUAGUCAAAGUCUGUUCUUUGAACUGAUGGUGGAGGAAGAGAAGCUUAAAAUUUCUGUUGAAGAUUUGGAAGAAGAUGAACCACAGAAAGAGUCUAAUGUCUCUAUUGGGACAGCUUUUUAUUGGUUCAAAUUACUGGUUACUGAAAUGCAUUGGAGUUUUGUGUUUGGAGUAGUGAUUGUUUAUGGAAUUAGUCAAGGAUUGGGUGGAGCACUUAACCGUGUCUCCACCAAAUACUAUAUGAAAGAUGUUCAGAAAGUACAGCCAUCUGAAGCACAGGUUUAUUCAGGCAUUACCUAUAUUCCAUGGAUGGUUAAGCCUAUCUGGGGUCUUUUCACUGAUUUAGUCCCCAUUCUUGGAUACCAUAGACGGCCUUAUUUUGUUUUUGCAGGUUUUCUUGGUGUGAUCUCUUUGCUUUCGUUAGCCCUACACGAGAAGCUGCAUCUUGUGCUCGCGAUUUUGUUGUUAACAGCGGGAAGUGCCAGUGUAGCCAUAGCAGAUGUAACCAUAGAUGCAUGUGUAGCACAGAACAGUAACAUUCAUCCUACCCUUGCAGCUGAUUUGCAAAGUUUGUGUGCCUUGAGUUCUUCAGUCGGAGCAUUACUCGGAUUCUCGAUUAGUGGUGUCCUUGUUCAUCUGAUAGGCUCUAUGGGAGUAUAUGGUUUGUUAGUAAUACCUGGAGGGCUUGUAUUUUUGGUUGGAAUUCUACUUAAUGAACCCCAUAUGCCAGACUUCAAUUACAGACAGGUAAACGAAAAGUUUGUCGGUGCUGGGAAGGCUAUGUGGUCAACGUUAAAGAUUCCGAAUGUGUGGAGGCCGUGCCUAUAUAUGUAUUUAUCUCUUGCAUUGUGCCUUGACAUCAAUGAGGGACUGUUUUAUUGGUACACAGACUCAAAAAAUGGUCCAAAGUUCUCUCAGGAAAAUGUUGGUUUCAUUUUCUCAAUUGGUUCAGUUGGGUCUCUCUUAGGAGCUUUACUGUAUCAGUAUGUUCUCAAGGAUCAUCAGUUCCGCGACUUGCUUUUCUGGACUCAAUUGAUUUUCAGUUUAUCUGGGAUGCUUGAUUUCUUGCUUGUUUUGCGUUUGAACUUGAAAUUUGGAAUACCAGAUUACUUCUUCAUUGUUAUAGAUGAGAGUGUACAUCAGCUUGUUAACAGGCUAAAAUGGAUGCCUCUUCUAGUCCUCAGCUCCAAGCUUUGCCCAAGAGGCAUUGAAGGAACUUUCUUUGCUCUACUUAUGUCGAUUGACAACGUUGGACUUCUCUCAGCAUCAUGGGGAGGCGGUUUCCUGCUCCAUAUCCUUCAAGUUACACGAACGAAGUUCGGUAAUUUAUGGCUAGCCAUUUUGAUUAGGAACUUAUUGCGACUUUCCCCUCUCUGUAUGCUGUUUUUGGUGCCUAGAGGUGAUCCAAAUUCUUCAAUUCUUCCAACCGAGCUGCCAAGUUCUGAAGUCGAUAACGAUACUUCUGAAGAAGCCGACAACAUUGAACUGGUUUCCCUUGUUAAUGGGAUGAACAUAGAUAGCCAGAAAGAAGCGUUCUGAUACUGAGGCUAAAAUGGGAUGAAGCUAUUUGUAGAUAUGAUCUAAAAGCAAGCAACCAAAAAAGCAGAAGGUAGAUUUGAAGUUAUGAAUAUCUAUUUAUCUGCUGAAUGCCCCUUUCAUUUUCCACUUCUGUUGCAUCAAAAUUUUGUAUUACAUUUCUAAUUACAGGAUGUGUUAAUGCUUCACAUGUAAGAUUCAAAGAUAAGAAAGGACUCAAAUUCUUGAAUUAUUUUCUUACAUAACAAUGAUAUAUCAACUUAUUCUUCUUCCCCAGUUUGGUUCA
Messenger RNA from Cucumis sativus (cucumber), 2415 nucleotides. Its product is annotated as probable folate-biopterin transporter 2. NCBI's taxonomy places the organism in Eukaryota, Viridiplantae, Streptophyta, Magnoliopsida, Cucurbitales, Cucurbitaceae. Bases 621 to 2132 code for a protein of 503 amino acids. The transcript is spliced from 5 exons. The record is from RefSeq and is a predicted model, not a curated record.